CAACACAGCAGCGGAGAAGUGUCGGAGUUUCGGUCCGCGGACACUAACACUGCGCUCCUUUACGCGGACACUUUCCAAAAGGGACUUUCUGUCAGAAGCAUUACACAUAAGCGCUGCUCGUGCGUGUGAGAAAUACAUUUGUCCUAUGGUUUGGAGAGAAACGCGAGUUAUUGGAUAAAUAACGCAGGACUGACGGAACGCAUUCGGGACUCUCGCGGUGCGUUUUUACCUCCGAUGCGUCGCUGAUGCGCUCGAGCUGAGAUAACGGAAAGAGAAGAAUUAGAAGGAUAAAGAGGAGAGGACGAGAGGAGAGGAACUGUCCUGUCAUACAGCCUGGUUGUGAGGGGUGCAUGUAGGCAGCAAUAUGAAGCCCUUCAUCUCUCAUCUGCUGCUUCUCCUCUAUCAACUCCUGCCAUCCCUGGUGCUAACCGACACCUGUCCGACGGACUGUACCUGUACAACGAUAUACUCCAUAUUGUGCUUUAGUCGCCGGGCCCCAAAAAUGCCCAGUGAUGUGUCCACAGAAGCUAAGAGUCUCUAUGUCUUCAAAAAUGGCAUUGAGACCCUUUCUCAGGAAGACUUUGAUGGCUUAAGCAACCUGGAGAUGCUGGAUCUAAGCCAGAACAAGCUGACGGAGCUGCCAGAUCGUGUAUUCGAACCGCUCUCCUCACUCCUCAACCUGGACCUCUCGGCCAACCAGAUUGUUCACAUAUCCCAGGAGAGCUUUGCGGGACUGGAGCUUCUGGAGAGGUUGUAUCUCUACAACAACUUUAUAGAGAGCAUCCAUCCUGCAGCUUUUGAUGGACUAGAGCUGUUGAUAGAGCUCAAGCUACAAGGAAACAAACUGACAACACUGCCUGCUCUUAAAAUGCCCCAUUUGCUCUUACUGGAUUUACGGUUCAACAGCAUCCCAACACCAGGGCCAAAACGCCUCCAUACUCCCAAGUUGGAGUCACUGAAACUUGGCGGACUUGGGCUUACAAGGCUCGAUGAGGAUCUUUUGGGAAGCUUUAAGAACCUCCAUGAGCUGGACAUCUCCAACAAUCAGUUAACUACAUUUCCACCUGUACUGCGGGAAGCGAGAGGCUUGGUUACCCUCAGUCUCGGUGGGAAUCCAAUGGGCCCUCUGAAAUGGGAGGACUUCGAGAAACUGACAGAGCUUCAAGAGCUGGAUAUCAGCAAUCUAAGUCUCCAAGGCUUAUCGGAGACCCUUACCCAGCUCUUUCCUCUUCUGAAAAAACUGACCGUUGCUGAGAACCCUUUUAACUGCCUGUGCAACCUGGCUUGGUUUCCUAGCUGGCUUCGAAAUAAGCAGAUUCAGUUGGGAAGGACGGAAGAGACACGCUGCCACUUUCCUCCCUUGAAUGCCGGUAAGGUGCUGGAGAGAUUGGUACAUCAAGACUUCGGAUGUCCAACAACCACAACCGUUACGACUCGCAUGGUAAAGACUACAGUGGUUAUUCCAGCUCUGGCCACCAGUUUGCCAAGCACAACACAAGCAGUUCUCCAUGCCAAGCCAAGUGAAUACGCUUCUAAAGAAACAGAAAACGACCUUCCUUCUCCUAUACCAAGUACUACCAUUGACCCAGACCUCAGAGCAACCUUCUGCCCACCAAAUAUCUGCCUCAAUGGAGGAACAUGCUGGUUCAACCAUGAGGGACACCUUAAAUGCAGGUGUCCGCCAAGAACAUCAGGCACAUAUUGUGAAAACAAAGACGAUCCACCUUCGUCUGUGGACUUACCUACUGUAUUAAGCACUGUAGCACCUGAAAUCACUGCACAAAUAGUAACUAGCUCUUCUAUACUCUUGGACUUUCAUCGGUACAUUGAGAUGCGUCCACACAUCCGUGGAGUUCGGUUAACCUACAUUAACCUCUCGGGCCUGGACAAGCGUCCCAAGCAACUCAACGUUCCUGCUUCUUAUCCGGAGUACACACUACGCGGACUCCAGCCAAACUCUACAUACUCUGUAUGUGCCAGUCCAUUGGGUGACUAUGGCAACAUGGAUAGCGUAUGCACCGAAGCACAGACGGUGAUCCAGCAGCCAAGUCCUACUGGAGCAAGACUGGAGAACCCGAAGCUCACCACGAUGCUCAUCCCUGCAGUUGCCAUCCUUCUUCUGCUAGUUCUAAUCGCCAUUGCCGUUGGCGUGGCUUGCUACAUGCACCGGAAAAAAUCAAAGGGACACCUGGAUCACGAAUGUGAUCCCUCACAGCUCGAGUUGGAUAAUGGCUCUCUGCCACAAAAGCAAGAGAUUAUAUCACGUCCGUCAACAGUGCAGAACGGUGGCUUGGACUACGAGGUACCACUUAUGCAGCAUCACAGUACUGCUAACAGCAAUUUGAACAGUUUAAAGCCAUCAUAUUUCUGAUAACUAAGUGUGCCUUCGUUACAUGCUAAAGCAUGAAAACUGUAGCCUUACCUUCUCCAUUACCUAAAAGGUACCACUGUGGACAUCAACUUUGACCAGCCACAAGGUUCUUAGUGAAGACACGUUUUAGCUGGUGCAAUCUUACUAGGAUAUUUCUCCUCUUAGUCCUCUUAAGCGCCUUUAGCAUAUCAGAUCUGAAAGAAAUCUGAAAACCCAAAAAUCUGCAUUCAUUUUAAGUUUAAAACAAAGUUCUUAGCGCACUUGGCUGCCACUUGUAAAAGGAAAAAACGUAGGUAAUAAUUUGACAUGUAGCAUCUGUGUGCAACUCUAAAGAGCUGCACUAACUGUGAACCGGCCCCACAUGCACGUGGGCAAUUGAAGAUAUGGACUUCUUAAGACAUUCGAAGGCUGACACUUUUGAUACUUUGAUUUGUUUUGUAAAGUUGCAAAUGUUGUUUUUUGGUGAACUAUUUUAUAUCUGUAACUUUUUUUUAAACACAAUGUUUUUGUACAAAUAUGUGACUGCUAACAGGCUGCUCGUCCCCUGCCUCUUGUGACUUACAAAGCAGACAAAACAUUAGCUAAUAAACUUUGAAGAUUAAAAUUCACUUGCGCCACCAAGUGAAUCAAAGGCUUUACUCUAGAAAUGCCAGACAGUCUUAGUUAAAAGUCUUUACAGACUUGAAACUAAAUCCCUCCUCUAUUUUUCAGCCCCUAUCCCAUUUUGCCCUUAAAAACAGAGACAAAACGAAAGAACACACAGAGGGAGGGGACUGAUUGAAAAGAAGAUUAAUAUACAUUAUGUUCUGUUGUAUAUAUACAGUAUCCUCAAAAGCUAUAAUUGUAAGCAACAAACCCUUAUGGGAUCAUUUAUAUUUGUGUCCCAAAGGAUUGAGGUUGUUUCCUAAUCCACAGUUCAAAAUCAGCCCUAAUUUUGCAUCAGUCUGCAAAAUGAGUCUUUGCACUAUUUAGUUUAAGUUACUCUUUUCUCACUUAAAUAUGUUACAGGUUUUUAUCUUCAAAACACUAUGAUGUGAAUUCAAAUAGUUCAGAGCUUGAGGUAAUGUAUGAGUGAGGUAUUAGGUUCAGUUUAACCUAAAUCAACAGUCUGAUCUAAACCAUACCCAAACAUCUCAACAAUACAUUCAUUGAAAUGGCAUAAAAUACUUUAAAACAACCAUCCAUCCAUGUUCCUCUAUGACACACUUGUGUGUAAUUUAAGAUGAGGGAGCAGCCAAAAAUACUGUAGGUUCUAGAGUCUUUCAAAGUUAUGUUUACGGUAAAAUGCCAAACCGAGACAGUGGGAAGCUGUGCUGAUAUACCUCUGUGAGGAAAUGUGUUAUUAUUUUAGUGCUUGUUCUACAUUCUGCCAGAUAACAUAAUCAUAAAACAUAAUAAAAUUGUGCUGACAAGUGUAUCUGCAGCCUUUUGGAUACGUAAUUGAAAAGAUUUUCUUGUCGGAAACUCCAAACUGGAAACCAAAUGUCAACAUGAAGUAUUGAAAAUAUUUGUGAAUAUUUUCGAUAAGAUUUGCCUCUAAUUAGGGAUGUACCGAUACCUCUUUUUCUCUUCUGAUCCGAUUCCGAUACCAGAAAUCUCAUUAUCGGCCGAUACGAUACCGAUCCCAAUCCGAUACCAGUGUUGUUUUUAAUCAGUUUAGAAUAUCUUUACAUUAUUGUGCGGAAGUAAUUGUGCUAAUAAUAAUUAUUAUUUCAAUAUAAAUGUAUAGAUUAUUAAGAAACACUUUAUUAUUAACUAGUUUACUGGAUAAUGUAGCAGCAAUAUUAACAGUAAUUCCAGUCUUCAAGUCUUCAGUUGAAAAGAAACCGGUGUUUUAUUUUUUAUUUUUUUUAUUUAAUUUUCCCCCCAAUUUUUUUCAACUUGCAUCUGGACUUUAAAGGAUUCAGAUCUCUUUUUGGUUCAAGUAAUUUGUAAGACAUCCGUCCGCUUUUCUUUCACACAGUUCAUUUUUGGAACCCAUUCAACUUAAAAAUGGUUAUAAAGUGUAAAAUAAAUACUAAUGACAAUAAUAACAAUCAUCAUAAUAAUACACUUGUAUUAAUAUUAUUAUUAAUGGCUUUUAAUUUUAAAUACAACAUUCAUAUAUUUAAAUCGUGCACUUUUUAAACCCUCAGGCUUUUAUUUUGACAUUCGGAACUUUCCAGGACGUCCUGUAUGUGUCUGUUUGUGGGCAAGUUCACAGCAGUUUAAUUCGCUUCUUAUUCAAAAUCUGGUCAAAUGCACCUCCGGUAAUGCGCUGGCGCUGCGUAUACUAUUGUAGCAGGGCGGAGG
Molecule: messenger RNA, 4663 nt
Organism: Xyrauchen texanus (razorback sucker)
Lineage: Eukaryota; Metazoa; Chordata; Actinopteri; Cypriniformes; Catostomidae
Gene: vasnb
Product: vasorin b
Exons: 3
Coding region: 365-2371 (668 amino acids)
Molecular function (GO): protein binding
Source: RefSeq, a predicted model, not a curated record